This is a messenger RNA of Symbiodinium natans, 1086 nucleotides long. The record is from the annotation of a GenBank genome assembly. NCBI's taxonomy places the organism in Eukaryota, Dinophyceae, Suessiales, Symbiodiniaceae.
AUGCUGACUGAUUUGAAAGACGGCCUGCGCGAUUUUGGCUCAGUACAGGGCUCCCUCCGGGACCCUGAGGCAACAAUGCAAGUCCCGUACGAGAUUCAUGUGAACUCCAGCGCUGAGCCCGGUGGUUGCCAAGGGCUGAUCUUCCGCUGGGCGCAGAAUGAUUCGAGAGGGAGUCGGUGUCUGCCUUUCUUGCUGCGCUUUGGCGGCGCCGGCCAUCCUGCAGUGCGGCUGUACAGCCGUGACGCACAGGGCGUUUACCGGUCUGCGUGCGCCGGCGGCACAGCAGAGGCGCAGCUGCUGCAGGCGCUUUUGCAGCGGCCGGAGAUUCUGAUGUCAGACUUGCCGGGUCCUGCGCUGCGUACACUCGCUGAAACGCUGCAACACUUCAACGCAUACCUGCAAAGGAACGUGCCCUCGAAAGAUGGCUUGAGAGCACGAGUUCGCGUCGCCGUUGAACAGACGCAGAGCUUGGAAAAUCUGCUGCACUUCCCAGGAUGUCUAUUGCGCAGACAAGAUUUCAUGCCGUUGAGGAUGCUGGAAGCUCGCCUGGAACAGGAUCCGGACUCUACGAUCAUGCAGUGCAUCGGGACCAAUGCGGUGUCUUGGCUGGUCGAAGACGCUCAGUUGCCUCCGGUGCAACUCUACGUCCAGGACCCACUCUGCCGGUUCCUGUACAUAUUUUGUUUGCAUGACUUCAAGAGUACGAACAAUUUCGGUGCCAUCCUGUGUCACAUGGGGCGAGUACUUCGUGACGUUGCAUGUGCAUCCGUUCGUGCAGGACCGGUCGUGUCUGGCAUGCAAUGUGUCGCGGGGACGAUUUCGCUGCUGCGAGCGUAUCGACCACGGGAAGAUCUUCCAGCCAGUUGUUGGAAGGGCCAUUUGGUCUGGGUCUGUGAGCGGACGGUAUUGCAGGAGCAACUGAGUCCAGCGCAGCGCAGGGCCACUCGCGACGGGUCCUUGAACAUGUUCCACGCCAUUUGGCGUCAUGGCACCUGUCAUGAAGUGGUGUCGUCGUCCGUCGACAACAGCAAAUUCGAGCUGGCGCCCAGUCUCCCUUGUGGUGAAGACGCUGAGGACGAUGCUUGA